Ustilaginoidea virens is the source of this 4419-nucleotide messenger RNA. RefSeq lists its product as uncharacterized. Gene Ontology annotation, cellular component: membrane. The coding region runs from base 1 to 4419 and encodes 1472 amino acids. The record is from RefSeq and is a predicted model, not a curated record. The transcript has 4 exons. Lineage: Eukaryota; Fungi; Ascomycota; Sordariomycetes; Hypocreales; Clavicipitaceae.
AUGGACCCUGAAGGCAACUAUACCACUCGUCGCCAGGACUACUCGGAUUUGGCCAGACUCGAAGAAAUCCACAACGUCUCCGCAAGAAGAGGCGGUGGCGGCCCUCCUCCCGUCCCUCAAUAUGUCAAUCCAGCAUUGUCUCGAGCGGAAGCCUUCAAUGGGCCAUCCGAGCGCCGAAAGAAGUUUGCAAUCGACCGUUCACCCCUUCAAAGGCUUGAGCUGACGCUCGAUAGCAUGACCAAAGAGGAGAAGAGGGUAAGAGUCCAGGCUGCCGAGCAACGAGCCAAAGAGCGCGCUGCCCGAAGAGCGGCUGAAGCGGCCAAAACACGGCAAGGAGAGUCGCCAGGCUCGCGACUACUUGCUCCAGAACCAAUACACGGCCAACCCCAGAUUUCGCCUGCAGGGCUGAUAUCCAAAUCUCAACCGCGUUCAGCAGAAGCUGACCGUCGAGGUCAAUCUCACUUGCCGCCCCAUCCACGACGGCAGUCGGAAUCUUUUCAGACCAGUCAUGACCCUGACAUGUUUGACUCUGUUUACGGUGGCCCACCACUGGAAUCAAUACCGAGAACAAGACUGCCAGAAGAUGAAACCAGUUCUGGAUUUCCCAAGCGUAAUCUAAGUUUUCGAGAGCGUGCUGCACGAAAUGAUCGGGAGGGCAUGGCAACGGAGACGAAGCCACCACCACCACCAUCACAACAACAACAACAACAGCCCACCGCAUUUUUCAGCGGUGCUCCUGGCGAUGGCGUGCCCCUCAAUCGGAACGGGAGCCACAAGCUGCGGAAAAACCCACCGCCUGAACACUGGAAUCAUCAAAGGGCUCAAUCGACAAGAGAGAGGGGAGCUGGAGCGGGAGCUGCGGUAGACCCAAAGUCGUCCGUUAACUCUCGAGCUUACAACGUCAACAAGAACAAGGACCUUCCACCUGUUCCGGCCAUGUAUGCUGGUCCUCAACAGGCACUUCAACGCCGGGCUACGGAACCCGCAUAUGAACGAGAAUACGGGUCAGAUGAAGAAUACGUCCCCCAUGCAGCCCGUGGCAAAGCUCUCCCUAGCCCUGCGCAGGACUUGGAAGCUAAAGAAAAAGCACAGGAUACUGCGCCUGCCGGAGGGAGGCUCGAGCCGCAGGAUAGCGGCCACUCGGUUGAAAGUGGCCCUCAGCAUCGCGAUUCAAACCCAGCAUUCCGAGACCCAAUAGAUUUUAAGCCGGGCGAAGGAUUGUACAAACCUCCUGUUUGGCUUGAUGAAUUCGAGAAUGCGACAGUCGGUACAUUAGGCGGAACUUUGCUGGAUCUCACGGAUGAUCAAACCGCUGGCGAUGACAAGAAGAAGGCUUGGUGGGAAAGUGACGGUCGUGGCAAGAACAGUUCUUAUUCGUCAAGGCCUCGAAAGGCUGAAGCGUUUGAUGGAGAGUAUGACGAUGCUGAAUCAACGCGUUUCAAACCGCCAUUGUUCCUUCACUGCGGACCUCUGUUGAGAUACUGCGGUAUCCGACAAGAAAAGGUUCCCAUUAGAAGUCAAAAGAACAGUGUCGUUUCAGAUCGGGAGAUGUGGCGUGGUAGUGUCAUGAUCGUGACCCGGGAUGCAAAGUCAUCCUACGACAUCGCGCCAAUGCUUCGUCUGUUCGUCCAGGACAUUGACUUGCUUCCUCCCCCACCGCAUCAGGUUGACGGAGACUUGCCAGCUGAAUACGUAGACCCUAUUGCCGGUCACCCGAAGCUGGGGCGCAGAGGAGAUACACUCUAUGUGCGUCCUGUGGAACACCUCGAAGAAGCCAAAGAUCUUUCCCGGGAUGAAAGCGACGACGGUCUCUUUGAGAGGUCGAGAAGCCCGCCAGAAGUGGCCCCGCCAGAUGGUUCAGCCGAGUUGCCUCAAUCAUUCGCCGGACGUCAAAAGCGCAUUCAGAUUGACGGCGAAAAGCUGCAAAAAUACAAGGACGUGCGAGGCUUCCGGCUCCAUGCAGAGCGCGGCUGCACCUUUUGGAAGUUCAACAUUGAAAUCGAACUACGGGAGAAGCAGCAGCGCAUCGCCUACCGCAUCAACAGAGGGCCUUGCAUGGCUUUUUGGGUUCCUGCGCGCGCGCAGGCCAUGAAUAUCAUGUUUCACAGUUGCAACGGCUUCAGCUCAAGCGUCAAUCCGGAUGACCUUAGCGGACCUGACCCCCUGUGGCGGGAUGUUUUGAACACGCACCAGUCUCGUCCAUUCCACGUCAUGGUUGGAGGAGGCGAUCAAAUCUACAACGACUCUGUAGCGUACAAAUGCGGCCUGUUUGACGAAUGGCUCGACAUUCGAAAUCCUCAGCACAAACACGGCGCCGCUUUUACCGCCGACAUGCAAGAUGAGAUGGAAGGCUUUUACCUCAACCGCUACUGUACCUGGUUUUCCCAAGGACUCUUUAGUUUGGCGGCGUCCCAGAUACCGAUGGUGAACAUGUACGACGACCAUGAUAUAUUUGACGGAUACGGAUCAUAUCCCCAUCAAUUCAUGAAAUCGCCUGUGUUUACUGGUCUAGGAGCGGUUGCCUUUAGAUACUACAUGCUCUUCCAGCACCAGAGCGUUCCGAACGAGACAGAAAACACGGAACCCAGCUGGAUCCUCGGCGAACAACCUGGGCCCUACAUCAAGGAGCUCAGUCGCAGUGUGUAUGUUUCCUUGGGUGGCAAAAUUGCGCUGCUAGCCGUGGACUGUCGCACGGAAAGGACCGAACACAAGGUGGUGGAAAACAAAACAUGGGAAAAAAUUGUGAAUCGGUUGUAUGCCGAAGUACGCCGUGGUCAGGUUGAGCACCUGCUCGUCCUGUUCGGAGUACCCAUUGCUUAUCCUAGGCUCGUAUGGCUGGAAAAUAUUCUGACAUCUCGGUUGAUGGACCCCGUCAAGGCUCUCGGCCGAACUGGCAUACUUGGAAAAGCCCUCAAUAAUAUUGACGGUGGCGUGGAAGUUUUGGACGAUUUGAAUGAUCACUGGACUGCCAGGAAUCACAAACAUGAGCGGAGCAUCAUCAUGGAGGAUUUGCAAGACUUGGCAAUUGACAAGUCUUUGCGAGUUACGAUCCUCAGCGGUGAUGUGCAUCUGGCUGCUGUCGGCCAGUUCUAUUCCAACCCAAAGCUGGGUUUGGCCAAGCAUAAAGACCCAAGAUACAUGGUAAACAUUGUCUCGUCAGCCAUCGCCAAUUCGCCGCCAUCCAAUAUGCUGGCAGAUGUCCUCAACAAGAGGAACAAGGUACAUCACUUUGACCAGCAGACGGAUGAGACCAUGGUCCCCUUGUUCUAUCACGGAGUGGAUGGGAAACCGCGAAAAAACAAGAGCCUGCUUCCACACAGAAACUGGUGUUCUAUUCGAGCAUGGUCGCCGGGUAGCACGCCGCCUCCGACACCGCCUCUAACGGCUGACGAUGGGAGUUUUAUCCCGCCGCCGGCCAUGGCUAACAACCCUGGUGGCGGUGGUGGUGACGGUGGAGGCGCCGGCGGCGGCGGUCUUUUUCGACGGUUUUCUCUGGGAGGAAACCGAAACCGGGUAGGAGCAGCUCGCUCUUCAACAUCGCAUCCACUUGAGGGAUCCCGAACUUCUGUCCGAGGGGAUAGACCACCGGUAUCCGGCGGUCUAAACGGCCUAUUUCGGAGCAUUUCUCGAAGAAAUUCCUCCCACGUUCCCCAACGCGCGAAGCUCAAUCGCACGCUUUCGCUCGGUAGCGGCGAGAGUAGGAGCAAGCGACUUUUUGGUUUCGGACGGCGAGGAAGCAGUAGCAGACCCGAUGAUGGAGGUAUCAACGGACAAUGGGGCGAUUAUACCGACGAAGAAGGUGGUGCUGAUGAUGACGAUGACGACGACGACGACGACGACGACGACGACGAUUUUGCCAAUCGUCACGCCGCUCAAACGGCUGGCGUUAGACCGUCCGGGUUACGGGGAGGUGGCACAUAUGAGGAUAAUGAAUACUCGGAAGACGACGAGGCACAUUUCACCUCCCGUCCACCACAGCGGGCUCAAACCAUGGGCAGCCGGCCUGGGAUGGCAGCCGAACGGGGAGAUGGUAAAGAUGGCAUGAUGCGCCCUCGUCCCUUCCACCGCACGCCGACUGGUCUUUCGGUGAAACAGAUGCGCAAGGCUGAACAGUAUGAGGUCGAUCUAGAGGGAGGGCUCGAUAUCUGCCUCAACGUGGAGGUUAACGGGAAGGACCCAGCAGGCAUCACAGUGCCGUACCGACUGCUGGUGCCUCGUUUGCAUUACGAGUAUGACCCAGCUGAAGACGAGCUGCAGCGACCCGUCGCGGAAGCGCGGAAGACAAGCGGGUUCAAGAGAUUUCUCAGCUUUCGCAAAAAGCCAGAGAAGCCCAAAGUAGGAGGCGAAAAGGAAGAAGGUGAGCAUGAAGAGUAUGAUUACCCAAGCGAGGCAAGCUAUGACGUGGAUCCGAGACGUUGA